AUUUGGGUUAACGGAUUUAUUAUGUAAGGGAAGUAGGACUUUUCUACCUAGAAGAAUUCCCCAACCAGAAAUUAAAAUCCAAAUUGACUUGCACAACACUACAUUUUCUCUCCCCCCAAAAGCAUCAGACAAUAUAAUAUAUAAACCCCAUUUUGGGCUGUCAAUACACCAUAGUGGUUUGUUUAAUUCACAAUCUCAAAAAGCUUUAGAAUUUGUUCUCAGCCAAGAAAGGAAUGGCGGAUCAAGUGGUGGUUCUCGGAACAUAUGUUAGUAUGUUUGCGAUGAGGGUUAGAGUCGCGUUAGCUGAAAAGGGCGUGGAGUACGAGCACAGGGAGGAGAAUCUGGCAAGCAAAAGCCCGGUUCUGCUUGAGAUGAACCCGGUUCACAAGAAAAUCCCGGUCCUCAUUCACAACGGGAAACCCGUUUGCGAGUCGCUCAACAUAGUUCAGUACAUAGACGAGGUUUGGAAGGACAGGUCGCCGUUGUUUGCUAAUGAUCCUUACAAGAGAGCUCAAGCUAGAUUCUGGGCUGAUUUUGUCGACAAGAAGGUACCUGAAUCCAGUAGAAAGAUAUGGACGACAAAAGGAGAAGAACAAGAAGUGGGCAAAAAAGAGUUUAUAGAGGUCCUCAAGCUAUUAGAAACUGAGCUGGGGGACAAGCCUUACUUUGGUGGGGAUAUCUUCGGUUUUGUCGAUGUGGCCUUAAUUCCUUUCUACUGUUGGUUUCAUGCCUAUGAAACUGUCGGCAACUUCAGCAUCGAGGAGCAUUGCCCCAAAUUGAUCGAAUGGGCUAAGAGAUGCAUGGAGAAAGAGAGCGUGUCUAAGUCCUUGGCAGAUCCUAACAAGAUUUACGAGUUUGUUUUGACUGCAAGGAAGAGAAAUGGCAUCGAAUUUCUGCCUUUUUAUCACAAUCUCAAACCUCCUCAAUUUGUUCACUGCCAAAAUAAGAAAAUGGCGGAUCAAGUUAUCCUUCUUGAUUUCAAUGUUAGUAUGUUCGGGAUGAGGGUUAGAGUCGCGUUAGCUGAAAAGGGCGUGGAGUACGAGUACAGGGAGGAGAAUCUGAUGGACAAAAGCCCGGUUCUGCUCGAGAUGAACCCGGUUCACAAGAAAAUCCCGGUCCUCAUUCACAACGGGAAACCCGUUUGUGAGUCGCUCAUCAUUGUUCAGUACAUAGACGAGGUUUGGAAGGACCGGUCCCCGUUGUUGCCCAAUGAUCCUUACAAGAGAGCUCAAGCUAGAUUCUGGGCUGAUUUUGUUGACAAAAAGAUGUACGAAGGUGGGAAAAAGAUAUGGUUGACAAAAGGAGAAGAACAAGAAGAGGCUAAAAAAGAGUACAUAGAAAUCCUCAAGCAAUUGGAAUCUGAACUGGGGGACAAGCCUUACUUUGGUGGGGACAGCUUUGGUUUUGUGGACGUGGCUUUAGUUCCUUUCUAUUGUUGGUUUUACACCUAUGAAACUAUCGGCAACUUCAGCAUCGAAGAGCAUUGCCCCAAAUUGAUCGAAUGGGGUAAGAGGUGCAUGGAGAAAGAGAGCGUGUCCAAGUCCUUGGCCGAUCCUAAGGAUAAUUACGAGUUUGUUUUGAAUAUGAGAAAGAAAAUGGGCAUCGAGUAGGGUUUCAAGUGUUAUAUGAUUUGUGUGAACUAUUUAUUUAAGACCAUAAAGGCAUCCUAGCCUGAAUGUAGUAUAUGGUGUAACUGUGGUUUACUGUCCUGGUAAACUACUAAAGAAUGUGACGUUUACAGUUUACUGCUUUGUGUUUAUGUUUAAUGUAAUACGCGUGGAAUUUCUAAUUAUACUUUGUGCUAUAUUAUUGUUAUUUUAAUUCCUUUUGUUUUGGUAAGUCUAUGAAAUUCG
Molecule: messenger RNA, 1853 nt
Organism: Striga asiatica
Lineage: Eukaryota; Viridiplantae; Streptophyta; Magnoliopsida; Lamiales; Orobanchaceae
Source: the annotation of a GenBank genome assembly